Folsomia candida is the source of this 481-nucleotide messenger RNA. RefSeq lists its product as uncharacterized. NCBI's taxonomy places the organism in Eukaryota, Metazoa, Arthropoda, Collembola, Entomobryomorpha, Isotomidae. Bases 5 to 481 code for a protein of 158 amino acids. The record is from RefSeq and is a predicted model, not a curated record. The transcript is spliced from 2 exons.
ACGCAUGAUGACGACACUGGACAAGAAGGUAAAAGUCCAAGUGGCCUUGAUUCAAGCAGGCCUCAUACUCUUUUCUCCGGGGAUUAUUGUCCUCCUCCUGCUUGGGUGGGUUUGGAGGUGGUUCGUGCUCAAAUGGGGGGCAUGGAGGGGGGAAUUUCUCCACCCCGUGUCCGGCCUAGACCUCAUGUUCAUCACGGACACGCCACACCAACCUCACUCUGUCAUUCUGAUGAUCCAAGUGUUAUCCGGCACUCCUACGAAGGACAGAGUCGUGGCUGACCUCAGACGAGUUUACGACACUCGGGACAAGGAUGGAAAAAGAUGCUUCUGGAAACUGGGGACUUAUCCGAAGGAAUGGAUGGGGUACUGGGUGAACAAGGAGGUCGACAAUUUUGACAUAGAAAAUCAGGUAAUCUACUUACGUACUUAUCAAGAUUUAUUGCUUAGUUUGGCUAUACACAAGACAAUAUUUAUUCGUUAG